Hydatigera taeniaeformis is the source of this 1851-nucleotide messenger RNA. The record is from the annotation of a GenBank genome assembly. Lineage: Eukaryota; Metazoa; Platyhelminthes; Cestoda; Cyclophyllidea; Taeniidae.
AUGCGGUUUCCGUUAGGACGUCGAGUCGUGUCCCUAAGUGAUAUUUAUACCCACAAAAAAAUCAUGCCAGAUCAUAAGCUUCGCUUUAAAUCACAGGACUUGGCUUUGAGUAAUCUGAUUGAAACUUCUCAAGUUCUAUUGGACGAGAGAACCAGUGCCAAGCGUUUCCGACAGCUUUACUCGCAUCUGAAGUUCGCGCACACACAAUUACAGGUAGGUUAUUUUUCCUGGAAAGUAAGGCUUUUUAGUAUUUUGGCAGAGAAACGUGAGCUUGAGUUGCUAUGCGCUGAACUUCAAAAAAGUGCGCUCUCACCCGAGACUCUUGAGCUUAUAAAGUGCGAGGUUAAGAAUGCGUUAAUGAAGAAGUCAGAGGAGGAACUUAUCAAAGCUACCGAAGAGGUUAACUUUGUGAAAUCUGGGUACCUCAAUGCUACAAAAAAACUUGAGACGCUAAAGGUUGAUUACGAUCGACUUUUGGUUGGUUCACAGGCUGUUCGGGAAGAGGAAGCUCUUAGAGAAAUAGAGCAUAAACAUAUGGCUGAGUCUCAAGAAGAGGUCAUAAAUCGUCUCUCGUCUCUUCUCUCGUCGGAUACGGAAACACUUGCUGCUCUGUAUCGCGAAAACUCACAAAUUUCUGCACAGUACCAGAUCAUUGUUGGUGAAGCAGAGAAGUCAAAACGUCUUUAUGAUACACAGAUGUGUGAACUAAAAAAUGAACUAAUUCGAGCCAUAGAAGGACUAGCGGCAGCAAAGGCUGAUAGGGCAACUCUGGUGGCAAAAUGCGAAUCCUUGAAUGGAGAGAUGGAAGUGCUUGCAAAAAACCUGGCCAGCACUAGGACUGACUUGAGAGCUGCCCGUCAGCGCGUGAUAGACUGUGAGCGGGCAAGACUGAGUCUGGAAAAGGACCUCGAGGCACGAGUGCAUUGCUUAAGGUCGGAGUUAAGUAGCUUCCGGUUGACAGCUCAGAGGGAAAGAGUGGAAAUAGAACGCCAGCGUGAUCAUUUGGCUUUUCAGGUUCAAGGCACGCAAAGACUGCUUAACAGACUCAUGAUUUUAAAGCGAAUUUCAAAACACUUAAUAUCAGACCUCACGAGCCAGAUGGCUCUAGCGUUGGCCAAAUUUGAAGAGGUUGAGAUGUUGUAUCAACAGCGGGAGCAGGAAAUGUCACAACGGGAGUCAGAUCUUCGAAAGACUGUGGUUGAUUCCACUGAAGAGUCGAGAAAUCGUUCUGCAGAGAUACUCCACCAACUGGAAUGCACGCAAUCGCGAUUGCGCGAAUUAGCAGCUCAACACGAAGAAGUAACACAGGCCUUGGCUGAGUCAGAAACAUUGAAGUUUGAGAUUCAGAAGAAGCUUUCUUUAAGCGAGGCGCAAAACUCUGCUUUGAAGGACGAGCUGUCGGUGGCUAGGAAUGAGCUUAAAGUCCGGCAAAGCCAAAUCCAAAAUCUGGAAUGUGUGCUGAAUGAAUUCACAUCUACGGAGGAUCGCUUCCCCGAAAAGGAGGAAGGUGAUGUUGGCGGCCAAACCGGCGAAAUGGUAGGUGUUAGAGAGGCAUACAAGAAGCUGCUGGAAAAAUUCAGAUCACAAAGGACUAAGUUAACCGAAAAAAUUCGCCAACUUGAUGCUGAACUCAUUGCGAAGAGCUACGAAGCCGAACGAAAUCGCCAAGAAAAUGAGAAACUGCGAGUAACUCAAACGUUCGUGAUCUGCAUUUGCAUAAAAAGAAAUUGUGUGCCGCAAGCGGAAUACCAAAGGGUUAAGUCUCAGCUGAAGGAAUUUCAACGACGGAAGGAAAGUUACUGGUUUCUUCUCCAUCAAUCUGAUCAGGUCUUAUCGAAUCACUCGGACUAG